CAACCUCUCUCUCUCUCUCUCUCUCUCUCUCUCUCUCUCUCUCUCUCUCUCUAAGACACACACAAACACGUCAUGGGUAAUGCAAUGGCUGCGUGUUGUCUAGCAAGUGAAGUUUCAUUUGUAAAGGUUAUCUACUGGGAUGGGAACAUAAGAACCCUAACAGGAAAACGGUGGAUAGCCGGUGAGAUCAUGAUUGAACAUCCGGAUAGCAUGGUUUGUGAUGCAGAUUUUUUCUUCAUCGGCCAAGUGAUCCCGGCUUUAACGAUCGACGAUCCGCUCAAGCCAGGCAAGACCUACUUUGUUCUCCCACUCGACAUCUUCUCAUCCAAAACCCUCUCAGCUUCUUCAAUAUCAGCUUUGGUCAGCCACACGCCAACACGAACCGGCCGGGUUAACUUCAAAGAGUGUCCUUUCGAGUACAUAAAGGGAUCGAACGGGCGGGUUUUGAUCAAGGUGUCAUCUGAGUUUAUGGAAAGACUUCUUACGAGAAGAGGUGGUCAUGAUGAUCAAGAAAAUGAAGGUUCAAAUGGUGAAGCAACUAAUGGGUUCUUGUGUAGUACACCAGAAUUGAAGAAAGUGUAUCAACAGUUGGUUGGGUCCAAGGAUCAAACAUGGUCACCUAAGCUUGAGACCAUUUCAGAACAUAACAUGAUUAGGUAUUCUCCUUAUAGAUUAAUAGGGUUAGAAGGCAAAGAUAAAGAGGGUGGUGCUUAGUAUUAGUAAACGACAAUUUCUUUUUCUUCAUUUUUUUUGUCUAAUUUAUAUUUUUUCAUGAUUGUACGUACUUGGUAUACUAAUGUUAGAAUUAGCCCUUAAGGUAUAUUAAAAGUUACUGAUAAUGCUUGUAUAUAAAG
Molecule: messenger RNA, 854 nt
Organism: Helianthus annuus (common sunflower)
Lineage: Eukaryota; Viridiplantae; Streptophyta; Magnoliopsida; Asterales; Asteraceae
Exons: 1
Coding region: 73-714 (213 amino acids)
Source: RefSeq, a predicted model, not a curated record